Molecule: messenger RNA, 1884 nt
Organism: Lycium ferocissimum
Lineage: Eukaryota; Viridiplantae; Streptophyta; Magnoliopsida; Solanales; Solanaceae
Product: UPF0496 protein At3g19330-like
Exons: 4
Coding region: 201-1328 (375 amino acids)
Source: RefSeq, a predicted model, not a curated record
UAUAUCCCUUUAGAUACACACCAAAGUAAUUUGGGACAACUUUUCGACCAUUUGGUGUUUUGGGUGUUCGAGAAAUACUGAUUUCUGUCUUGCUCUUGGAGAUUAUGCUUGCACUUUGGCUCUUUGAUUGAAUUUUCUACGUGUCAUCAGCAAAUGUUUCCUGUUUAUGCUGUAUACCCAGUACUAUACCGUGGAAACAAAUGCUGCAUUGUCUGCGGCAGUUAUCAUUAACAGCAACAACUAACACGUCAUCUCCAUCUUUGGAAGGUGGCUUAGGUGAUGAUAACACAACAAGUUCUUCCCCCACCGUUAACCUAUCACGAGCAUAUUCCCAUGCUGUGCAAACUUCUUCCUACGGCGAGAUAUGGUCCAAGGUCCAUCUUGAGGUCCCUUCUGACCUUAGUGUUGAGGCAGCACAAGUUGAAUUCCAAGAGGAGUCACUGAAAUUAGAAGAUGUCCUUAAACCGAAUCAUGAAAGCGUCCAAGAGGCAAUGUUGCAUAUAAAACAAGAUGCCCUAAACCAACUUAUCGCUAAGUACUUGGACGAUAGUGAGGAAACGACUCGUCUCUGUAUCCUUUUCUCUCAAAGUGUAAACCACUCUCGACUCUUGUAUGCUCCCAUUCAUAAGCUGCUCGAUGUUCUUACCUUGGAUACGGAGUCGUCCGGACAUUCCCUUUCGCAAGCUCAAUGCAAUUGGGCCUUCGACAUCUUCCUCCAAUUUGACAGCCUUACUAAUCCCUUUCCUAGACAAGACACCCAUAACUUCAACGACAUACGUCAUUGCUACUUCGAGCUAAAGCGUGAGCUCGACCUUCUUUUACACAAAUCACGUUCGAAGGUCCAAUUUCUCCGACAUGCUACCAAAGGCUCAGUCAUAUGUUUAGUUGGAGCUACUAUUGGAGUGAUCGUAACAGCUGUCACUAUAGCUUCUCACGCUCUUGUCGCCCUUGUAGCAGCAGCCCCGAUAUGCCCUGUUUGCCUCCCUUCAAAAAUGGGUAAAAAAGAACUAGUCCAUCUGGUGCAGCUGGAUGAUGCAACGAAAGGGAUCUUUUUCCUCCACAAUCAUUUAGAAACAAUAAUUUGCUUGGUGAACCGAUUAUAUGAUGCAGUGGAGUACUACAAGCGACUUGUUCGCUUUGCAUUAGAGAGAGGAAAAGACCGAUACCCUAUCCAGGAGGUAGUAAAGCAACUCCACAGGAAACAUAACAAUUUUCUGGAAGAGCUUUUGGGUCUUGAGGAGCAUUUGUGCCUAUGUUUUGCUGCUAUAAAUAAGGCCAGAGGCCAUCUUCUCAACUAUCUCCUUCAUCAAAAUCAGGAACCCGGAUAAUUUGUUCGUCUGAUACUAUCUGAUGCUGGAUGCCGCUCUAGUUUCACAGGGCAAGAGACAAGGAAAUUUUUGUAGUCAUCAGAAGCUGUUGAUGAGGAAGUGAGGAUUCAUAUAGCCGACCCCAACUUAUUUUGGACCCACCCAUAGUAGUUGUUGUAUCGGAAUCAGGAGAUUCGAAAGACUGUUGAUAGCUACAUCUCCAGCAAGAAGCUUACUAUUGUUAGGAGAUUUUGAUAUCCUGAUCACUCCUAAAACUAUAGCCCUUAGAGUAACUCUUUGGUGAAUCGAAAACUUAACGUGGGUUAUUAGCUAACCCGUUAUGAUUAUUAGUAUCUAUAGUAUUUUACAGUUAACGAACAGGUCUGAUAGGAGAUUCUUGAAGAGGAAUGCGGUUCGUGCUUCCAUCAUUUUCCAGUGUCGUCGGACGAUUGUUUAGAAGAACAUUUUUAUUUUUUUUGGUCAGCACAAGAUCUAACCAUACGCUGGCAUGUUGUACUCUUUUCCUCAGCUUAUGACAUGAUAAACAAAAUCAGUAUAAUGAAUGAUUGUUGCAGCA